AUGGUUGCAGAGGAAGUGAUAAUUACAUUGUCCGGUGGAGCGCCAUGGGGCUUUCGUCUCCAGGGAGGUGUGGAACAUCAGAAACCGCUGCAGGUGGCUAAGGUGCGUAAACGCAGCAAAGCAUGCAGGGCUGGGCUUCAGGAGGCCGAUGAACUGAUGUCCAUAAAUGAACAGCCAUGUGGAACACUGUCCCAUGCCCAGGCCAUGGACCUGAUCGACAGCUCCCCUGGGAUAUUACACAUCCGGGUCAAAAGGGUGCCUGCUGGUUUUCAGUCCGUGGUACUUGUGACCCGUGCCCCAUCUCCCCGUAUAGACAAAGAGUACCGUGCUGCUCUGCGGGCCAUGUCACCCACCCACCCCCAUCACGCACCCGUCCGUGAAGUCCACCGUAGCCGCUCCUCCAUAACCAGUGGAUUGACAUCUCCACCUGGCAGUGAGGCUUACUAUGGAGAGACUGACAGUGAUGCAGAUGUGGCGGGCUAUGAGAGGCAGCGCCGACAGAAACGCCGGAGCCCCAGCAACUCCACUCCAGGGAAACCGACGGGACGAGCCUCUCCAGAAGGCGGGGAGACAUCAGAGAUGAGUGGCUAUGACAGCGCUCCAGAUGCACAUGUUUACCCCAGUUUGCUAGAUGGACGUGGGGGAGAUGGAGAUGGAGGAGGGGGCCUACCGGGGGUAGCACGGAGGGAGGUGAUUUACCAGCCUCCUGCUCCAGGAAUGUGGUCCUCCCAGACAUCCACUGAGACCUCCUCCAUCAUCUCCUCAGCAGAUGACCAGGGGCCACGGGAUGGAGGGCAAGAGGAGGAUAGUGGCUUUCUAGAGCCAGCCAACGUGCCACUGGUAUCCCCUGAGAGAGCAAAGGAGGCCCUGAUGUUGGGCUCCCGCAGCCAGCUCAUACCCAUGGUUGGUCCUGUGAAUAACCCGGUCGAUGAGGAGCUUACAACGACCUACAUGGAAAAGGCCAAACAAGCCAAACUGAACCGAGGGGAUACUCAGCAAGACAAGAAUGUAAAGGAAGCCAAAAGCAAGUGUCGAACAAUUGCGUCACUACUGACUGAUGCUCCCAAUCCUCACUCCAAGGGGGUGCUGAUGUUCAAGAAGAGGCGGCAGCGCUCCAAGAAGUACACCCUCACUAGUUUUGGUAGUGUGGAUGAGGACAGGUGUCAGGACUCACAAGAGGAUGAGGAUGGGGUAUUCCCAGGUAGCGAAUCAGAGUUUGAUGAGGAUGGCUUUUCUUCAGUUCCUGACCCAACUUGGGAUAGUGACUACUUGGAUAUGCUGGAGAAGAGGGCAACUGCAGGCACUGAAGGUCGUGGGGAUGGGGCAGAGGAUGCUCCAAGUCCAGGGUUGAGUGACACUGCAGGCAAGGGUGCCCAGUUGUUUGAGCAGCAGAGGAAAAGGGCUGCUGAGCAUGCCAAGAAAGUAGAGGCAGCACAACCUCAGGCUCCUCCACAGUCUCAAGUCCAGGGGCAGGCUCAGAUGUAUCAGAUGCAUCCAGAGACACAACCACAGAUGCAGCCAAACCAGCCUCAGCAGAUGACACCUUCUACCCCCAUAGCCAUGCAGCAAGAGCUGCCUCCUGCUCCAGGUCCUAUUGGAAUGUCUAAUGGAGACCUAUCCUGCUCUGCAGUUAGUACAGCAAGCAUGAUGAUGUCACCUCCGCCUGUGGCACUCAAACCAGCCACUGCUUCAGUAAGUGUUCUGACCAGACCUGCACCUCCACCUGAGACACCAUUACCAGAACUACCUGCCAGUAAUGUUCUCAACAGAACGGCACGUCCUUUUACUCCUGGCUUCAUCAGCAUUCGAGCUGCAACUGCCCCUGUAACGUUCCGACCAUCUGUCACAAAGACAAGCCAGCGUCCAGCUUCAGCAGCUGUUGUGCCACCACCAUUCUCCACAGCCUCUGAACUAGGCAUGAAUGUUGCAUCAUUAACAACACAGCUAACCCCUGGUUCUCCGUCAGUAUACUCCCCACCAUCCUUUGCACCUCAAGGUCCUUUGCCCCCAACACCAGAAGCUCCUGUUACCUAUUACCCUCCAGCUAUAUCUACCUCUGUAGAGAAAAUGCAGUCAGCCCCACCGAUAACUACUGUUCAUCAGGCUCCAUUCAUGGCUGUGCCCCCAGUGUCUAUGCCCUCAAUGUCCCUUGCUCCACAAGCACCAAUGGCUCCUGCCCCAAUGCCUCAUGUAUCUCAAAUUGCUGUUUCACCUGACCCUGUAGCCCCAGUGCAUCCACUUCAAGUGCCAGUUGCACAGCCACCUCCACCUCAAUUUUCCAAUGUGCCUGUAGCUACAGUUUCAGUGGUCUCUCAGUCAGAAGCUGUAGCUCCAACCCCUGUUCCUGGUCAAUCAGGUCGCACAGGAAUCUUACAUGAUGCCCGACGGCGUGCUGGCAAACCCAAACCUAUGUUCGUUGUACCAGAUGUCAAGAAGAACUCCCCCAAUCCAGAGCUAUUGAGUAUGGUGCAGAACCUGGAUGACAGGUCCAUCCGACCCAAAUAUGGCCAGCCACCGCCUGAGGCCUUCUAUGAUGAGGUAGAAGAGGAGAGGAGUGGUGAGGCCCCCCUGGCGAGAGGGCCUCCUCCAGUGGCACCCAAGCCUCGGGUUAUCCAUGAGACCCCACAGUUUCUUCAAGCAGGGGGUAAGGGUGCACAGCUGUUUGCCCGUAGACAGAGCCGCAUGGGUAUGUAUGUAGUAGACACCCCACCUGAGACCCCUUACCAGCAGGAAGUGGCCUCACACGGUGUAGCCCAAACUCUUGACUCCUCCCUCAAUCCUUCCCAUCCCUCUCAUUGGAAAUACUCCCCCAAUGUCCGAGCUCCUCCACCCAUUGGGUACAACCCACUCCUGGCCCCCUCUAUCCCUACUGGGCCUCAGAGGAAUACAGGCAAGCCAGAAAGCAGAGGUAGAGGAGGUACCCAAAGAGAGGGCAUCAAAGCUCUUGAUUUCAUGAGAAGGCAGCCCUAUCAGCUCAACUCUGCCAUGUUCAACUAUGGAGGUAGUGUUGCUAAUCUGUCAUCCAUGCCUUCUUACCAGGCCCAGAGGCAGCAGCAGGGUGACUACACAAUGAUUGGAAGCUCAUUAAUUUCACCUAAACAGAUCCCCAUCAAAACAGCCCGGGUCUUCGAGGUCAAGCGAUUCUCCACACCAACACCCAUGUCAGCUCCCACUCUGACGCCCAAGGUCAUUGCACCUCGCUCGGCCACUACCCUUGGAGAACGUUUGACUCAUUCCGGCAUGAUCUCUCCACCUCCUGCUGAUUUCACUUCAACCCCAGCCCCUUUCUUAGGUCCAGCCCAAGUCAGUGCCCCAACACCAGUUUCACCUCCCUCCCAAUCAGCUGGACUACCCAGCCUCCCAAGAUUCUCUGCCGCCCCUAUUCCACACCCUGUGCCCCCUUCAGUCCCUAAACCUUACACUCCAGUAUCAUACACUACUGGGCUCCAGCAAGCCAAGCAGUUCCAGAGCGCUCCUGAGCUCAGUAUCAUUGCCUCUUUGCCCCCAGUCAAGACGGACACAGUUCAGGCACCAAAACCACGUUUUGUAGCCACCAAGGGAGGUGUUCAGCCCCGUGUCUGGAGGCCAGGGGCAAUGUGA
Centropristis striata (black sea bass) is the source of this 3600-nucleotide messenger RNA. It is a transcript of the gene synpo2la, whose product is annotated as synaptopodin 2-like a. NCBI's taxonomy places the organism in Eukaryota, Metazoa, Chordata, Actinopteri, Perciformes, Serranidae. Gene Ontology annotation, biological process: positive regulation of actin filament bundle assembly. The record is from RefSeq and is a predicted model, not a curated record. Gene Ontology annotation, cellular component: nucleus; actin cytoskeleton; Z disc. Gene Ontology annotation, molecular function: actin binding. Bases 1 to 3600 code for a protein of 1199 amino acids. The transcript is spliced from 4 exons.